AUGAAACGAUGUCAACUGGAUCCGGUAUUUGUUUUUUCGGCAGAUUGUGAGUUCAGGGGUCAACAGUUUAUCUUUCGUGUGGAGAAAGCUCGACGAAAAAUCUCAAGCACGAGCUUACUGGCCAAACUAAAAGCCACUAUGCAUCUUUUUCAACUAGAUCUGGUUUUGGAAGAAGACGCUUUUGUCGAUUUGUUGAAUUUAGAACACUAUGUGCACUUACGCUCUCCGUUUUGCCGCAAACGAAGUUGUGCUGCAUUGGCUGCUGCUUUAAACUGUCCUUUACUCAGCGAGUCGGUGGAAUAUCUCGUACUCUGUGCUUCCGCUCCAUCCAGGCAGUUUAAUGGCUUCAAUUUUAUUCCUCUCAGCUACGCUAACUUUGAAACAGAAGAACGAAUGAGACAUCGGUGUUCGGCUACUCGGUCUUCUAAAAAUCCACCAUGUUCGGAUGCAACGACUGACCAAUGUCUCUUCCUCCACGCGCAUCGAUUUGCUCCGGAACGUACCAGUAUCGGUCAGGUGCACGAGUUUUAUCGUCCUCUCCUUUUUCUCUUACUCGGAUCCGACUCUAUUCCUCGAAUCACCCUCCCAUCACAGGUGUACCAAAUCAUGAAUACUACCUCAGGUGACUAUAAAACUCGACGCUGGUUUACAAUAUGCAAUUGGUUGGCGAAAUAUACGUCAAAUGUUUCGAUGGAACCGAUCAAUCGAAUCAUAAACACAUACAAUCAAGACUUGAGACUUACAGUUCAGUCAAAGUUGUCCGACUCUGUACAGACUUACAUUCCUAGCCCGUCUGUAGCUUCCCGAUUGGUCUCACUCCUUAGUAACACGACUAUAUCAGAAACAUGGCGUUCACGGAUCUCAGAAUUCUUAAAGAAGGAUAUACCUAUUCGUCCUAAUCCAUCACAGGGUCGGGGACCUGUUUUGUAUCAACUUCUACGGGGUUCGGAUUUUGGUACGGAGCUGGAUUUUACAUCCGAUUGGUCUUCGGAUUUGACUCAAGCUUUCACUCAGUCGGCCUUAUUAGCAAAGUGCAUCACUCCUGUAUACGUUUCACCGGACAUUUUGUUGCCGUCGUAUAUAGGGCUUCCAGAAGACGACCGUAGUGUGUAUGAAGCCUCCUUACCGCUCCGUUUAAUACAUUAUCGCAUACUUUUGGGAUUAAAACACAAGUUACCAGAUCCAGAUAAAUCUUUAGAUCCACACAUAUGUGUGAACGAAAUCCUCAGUGUCAGUCCAAACCUUCUUAGUCGUUCAGUACAGGUGACUCCGCUUUAUGUAUGUUCUCGAAGUGUCCAAAUAGAUAUCUUCUUGCAUCAAUUUUUAGGCUUAAAACUUCCGCAAGAUGUAAAUCGCUAUAGCCCUUUGGCUAAUUUAGCAAUUGCACUGGCCAUUUGGCAUUGUCAUUCGGAACCCGAAUCGUCCUUUUCCCUGACUUUAGUCGAAUCUCCAAUAGCUUUGGCGAUACUCGUCUGUGCUGUAGCUACCUGGUUUAAUUAUCAAUGCACCGAUUUGGAUGAAAGCGUUCUCGUUCAAUGCUAUCAAGCAGUUGGUGACACGGCUGAGAAUCAAGCAACCACAAGCGCAGGAAUGGCAGUAUUACCAACAGAUAUCCCCCCUGCGUAUCGUCUUGAAUUCGUACACGCCUACAAUUCCAUACAAUUGGUUUAUGCCUCAUUCCGGUCUCUACUCACACUUCUUACCAAGUUGGUUUCUGUCCAGAACACAUCCACUCUUCCAAGUUUUACCCAAACAUGGAUUAUAUUCCCGUCUGGUCGUCUAGUCCAUUGGAUUGCCUCUUGUUUGGACAACGUAGAUCGAUCGGCCAGACGUUAUCAGGCCAUGCGGUUCUGGAUGCCUCGUCUGCUCUAUCGUUCAAAAAAUAUUUCUGCUUCAAUCUCAGCGCAGAUGCUAUGUUCUAUGUCCCAAGAAUUCACAAAACUAUUGGAUCUAGCUUGUUCCGUUUUACUGGAUCCAGUUCUGAACUCGAGCGUGCAAUUUACCCUACGGUCCAUACCGCCAAUGGACUACAGUAAUCUAUUCACCCCGGGGACAAAUGAUCCGCCUGUGAUACGUCCAGUCGAUUCUUUAGAAAAACCGGAACAGCCCAAACGGUUUGAUAAGCAGCAACGCAAGGAAAUUUCACAAUCCUUGAAUUCUAUUCCCAGUGCUGCCACCAAGAGCGUGUUGUUUAACUCUAAAUCGAAUUCAUUUAACAAAGCCAAACAAGGCAAACCGUUGAAAGGUGCCGUUGGGUUCAAACGAUCCACUGGAUAUGCGGCCCGGCUGCAGGAGCGGUUAUUGAACUGUGAGAAGGAAAACAAGAUGGAAUAUAUGUGA
This is a messenger RNA of Echinostoma caproni, 2340 nucleotides long. Lineage: Eukaryota; Metazoa; Platyhelminthes; Trematoda; Plagiorchiida; Echinostomatidae. The record is from the annotation of a GenBank genome assembly.